Doryrhamphus excisus (bluestripe pipefish) is the source of this 4455-nucleotide messenger RNA. It is a transcript of the gene rab42b, whose product is annotated as RAB42, member RAS oncogene family. Gene Ontology annotation, molecular function: GTP binding; GTPase activity. The record is from RefSeq and is a predicted model, not a curated record. Lineage: Eukaryota; Metazoa; Chordata; Actinopteri; Syngnathiformes; Syngnathidae.
GACUCCAAAUUGUCCAUAGGUAUGAAUGUGAGUGUGAAUGGUUGUUUGUCUAUAUGUGCCCUGUGAUUGGCUAGCGAUCAGUCCAGGGUGUACCCCGCCUCUCGCCCGAAGAUGGCUGGGAUAGGCUCCAGCACCCCCGUGACCCUUGUGAUGAUAAGCGGUAGAAAAUGAAUGAAUGAAUGUUCAAGUGGUAUUUGAACGUGUGUCUUUUAACUCAAAAUACUGCAACAUUUGCUUACUGGAAGCGUCAGAUCUGGAAGUGUUUUCCCACAGAGACACUGACAACUUCCUCUUUUUGGCUGCAAUGUUCCCUCAAGCGGAUACGAUAAUGUCAUCAUGCAGAACCAUUACAGGACAAGGAGUAAACAGAAUGCUGUAGUACUACUAUAACAAAUGACAACAGUGCUAGCAUACUUAGCUUACUACUUAGCCUACUUAAAUUAAAUCAGGGUUAUUAAUAUAAUUCAAAUGUUUUGUCAUUUUCUGUCUCUGAUAAGCCUUUAAAAUAAUGUUCUUAUUGUUAUUAAUAAUAAACUUCGUAAAAUGAACAAAAGUGAAUCAGCGUCAAAUGACGGUAAUCGAUUGUGUAGGUGUUCCUAAUGAAAUGUCCUGUAGCUUCCUUGUGUUCCCGCCCUCCAGGCGGUGACGUCACUUUUCUUUCUUUUUUUUUGAGAGUCGUACGUGAACAAACAAGUUGAGAGUGAAAGUUUUAUAGUCGCAGUACACCUCAGCUACAAGACAGCUUGUUUGCGAAGGGUGAACCCUUCAAGCUCCUUCAUAUUGGUUGGAAUCAAAGCCGGAAGAUUCUGUUCGUGUCCUGACAUAUGGCGCCAAAGACGAGUCUGUGAGCCGGUAGUGCCAUGGACCCGACUCUGUGGCAGUAUCAGUUCCGGGUCAUUAUGUUGGGAGACUCUACGGUGGGCAAGUCGUCCCUCCUGAAGCGCUACACGGAGGACCGGUACCUGGACUCCAUCAAUGAGACGGUUGGGGUGGACUUCUACGUGCACUUCCUGCAGGUGGAGCCCGGGGUCCGGGUCAAGCUGCAGUUCUGGGACACGGCUGGACAGGAGCGCUUCCGGUCGGUGACCCGCUCUUACUACCGCAACUCAGCAGGAGCCCUGCUAGUGUUUGACCUGACUAACCGCACCUCCUUCGACCACAUCAAGGAGUGGCACACCGAGGUGUGUGAACGAGUCCAGCCCUACAAGAUCCUCUUCGUUCUGGUGGGCCACAAGUGUGACAUGGACGUCCACAAGGAGCGGGUAGUGAGUCGGGAGGAGGCUGAGAAACUGGCCUUACUUUUAGGGGUACCUUAUCUGGAGGCCUCGGCCAAGACUGGUCAGAACGUCAAGGCGGCAUUCGAGCUGUUGGCUCGGGGGGUCUACCUGGGGCUCAUGAACGGGGAGGUGGAGGUGCAGGAGGGCUGGGAUGGUGUUAAAUGCGCGGCACCGCUGCCUCUACAGGCACACAAGACCAAUACGGCCUUGGAACGCAAGAGCAAGAAGUGCUGUGCUUAGACUUAGUUAAGAUUCAAACAUUACGUCUGUCACUCUAUGCUACCAAAAUAUUACAAACAGGUGUACCUAAUGAAGAGUCCAGUCCAGUGAGUAUUCCCCCUCUUGCGGCUGCUCAACAUCCGACAACGCGAACGAGUGAUUGCUUAACGCUCGGAUGUUGACAAUUAUUUAAAAAAAAAUUAGAAUGCUCCAGGGUACAUUAGGGUAUCGUUGCGGAGUGAUGUUUGAAAAGUCUUCAAGGCAAUUACUGUCGCUCGGUGUGACGAAUGAGCCUCCUGCGUCCCUGCAACCCAAUUUAUUUUGCCUCUAAGACACUCUCUCUCUCCCCCCCUAAGACUCACUACAGCUACUGUGCUGUGCAAGAUUGUUCUUUGUAAAUAAACAGCAAGUGAAGUGAUUAAAUGUCACUUUAUGCCCUUUUAAAGUCACUCCCAACACCAAUGAAGCUCUGUGUGGUACAUUAGUCGCGUGCUUUUUACUUCUACUGCAGGCUUUUCAGUCUUAAUUGUGGACAGAGGCCAGCGCUAAAUUGCAUAGUUCCGUAGAUAUUCGCUUCCUGCGAAUGCCUUUAAGUUGGUGUAUGACUUAAUGGUUUGUCAAAAUAGAUUUUUCGCCACCAAAUAUCAGUUUGCAGUCGUUAUUUACCUAAUAUUUCACCACAAUUUUAGAUAUACUAUGUUCUUCAGCUGUGACAUAACCAAUCAAGUAUUUACUGGGAAAUAUUUGCAGAUCUAGAAAGUGCUCGCCGCCGCCUUUAAUUUGAGGUAUGACUCAAUAAGGUUUGUUGUAAAUACUUUUUUGAUCGCUAACACCAAUUAGCAGUCGCUACCUACCUACCGUGUCUUGAAGCAGCAAGGCACAAACACAGAUGAUAAUGUUUUAAUGACAUGAGCAGAAACAAAAAUAGUCAUUAGAGAUACAUUAGUAUGGUGUUGGCAAUACACUGCAAAAUUAGGAAGACAAUGAAAUACUAACGUCAACAAAUACAAAUCUUCACCGAUCCUUUGAUACCUUACUUGGGGGGGAAACGAAACCAAAACAAGGGUGUAACUGACGCAGAAAAUAAAUGGGGGUCUUGCUACUUUUUGGUCGUCUUGCGGAUCAGAGCCAUCCUCUGAAAUGACAAGAAAACGCAACAUGGGAGGAGUAGUUGGCUACCAUUUUUAUUACUAUUAUUAUUAAUUGCGUUACCUGUUUGUGAGCCUCUGUGGUGCACGCCUUCUUAAACGGCCGGAUCUCAUCUGAGCCGUAACCCGGGAUCCACAUGUUCCACUGGCGCUCUUGGGGAACACAAUUUAAAUAAAUGGAUGCAAAUAGAAAUACAUUUAACCUCACAACCCACACAGCUAAUAUUGCUGCUGUCUGAUACAUUAUUAUCAGUCAAAUUUACGAGAAUAAAGUCGUAAGUGUAUGAGAAAAAAAGUCCGUAAUAUUACCUUUGACCAAGUCCAAAGGUCACUGAAGACCCCCCCUUUUCAUAGCAUGAAGUUCCGAUUUUUUUUCUAGUAAACUUGGGAUUUAUUGUUAUAUUAUGAGUCUUUUUUCUGGUAAAUUUACAUUUUAUUGUCGAAAUUGCCAAUUAUUUUAAUACUCGGUCCUAACAGCCAUUGCCUGAGACGGUGAUGCAAAGGUGGGGCAUAAGCAAGGCUGACGUAGCCAUGCUAAUCUGUAUUGUGCUCAACUGCUCUGUUUUGUUAGCGCCUUAUGUAAAUAAAAGCUUGCCUGAAGCAAGAGGAAAGUUUCCUUCCUUCCUUGCUGUCACAAUUACACGUAAUAUUACAACUUUGUCAUAGUAAAAUACAACGACUGAAUCUAUAUGUUUUAACAAGGACAUAAAAACACUGCAGUACAGCGUUAACGGCUCCAGGACAAGAGGCACGGUGAGACUCGUAGGUUGAUUGUUUAAAUUAAUACGGUUUAAACAAGUUUAUGCCUGUCUGAGAAAAGUGUAUAAAGUGUACGGUGAGGGGUUCUGCUGCAUUAAAAACAUAUAUAAUUAAUUUUAAAAAUUAAUCAUGUUUGCUGCUUCACCCGUUUCACUUAUUGAGGACUAUUUUGGGACCCUAUCCUCCAUGAUAAACGAGGGGACACUAUAGUUAAAGUAUGUUUUAGACCACCAGCAAAAACUGUGACUUAAAGAAGAAAACUAAAUAAGCGGCACGGCGGUCGUGUGGUUAGCGCGCAGAGACCAGGGUUCAAUUCCACCCUCGGCCAUCUCUGUGUGGAGUUUGCAUGUUCUCCCCGUGCAUGCGUGGGUUUUCUCCGGGUACUCCGGUUUCCUCCCACAUUCCAAAAACAUGCUAGGUUAAUUGGUGACUCCAAAUUGUCCAUAGGUAUGAAUGUGAGUGUGAAUGGUUGUUUGUCUAUAUGUGCCCUGUGAUUGGCUGGCGACCAGUCCAGGGUGUACCCCGCCUCUGGCCCGAAGACAGCUGGGAUAGGCUCCAGCACCCUCGUGAGGAAAAGUGGUAGAAAAUGAAUGAAUGAAUGAAAACUAAAUUUUGACAAUUGGGUCAAAAUGAAAGUGAAACUAAGCGCAGACUCUUGAGACUGCACCGGUGUCUCUAAUGAGGUGUCCGAACACAAAGCCAUCUAGUGGUACUUUAUGUCAUGACAUGGAUUACACUAACUCACCGAGAUGUAACUGCACAUCUUUGACCUCCAAGGUGUUGGACUUGCGAUGGCGUGCCAGCUGACAGGCGGCCGUCACCACGCUCUCGAUGAAGUCGUCUGCAAUUUGCAGCAGCAUCUGUUGGGGAGACGUUGUUAGUCUUACCGUAUAUCUUAAAAUCGUGUGAGCCGAGCGGGUUUCACCUCCUCCACAUCCUCAUCCAGCUGCUCGUUGGGGUCGAUUUCUCUCACCAGGUCUUGUAGCUUCUUCUUACUGAGCACCUGAAACCAUUAUUGAUUCUGAUUAUAGCUUACAGCUAAUAAAAACAUU